UUCACUCGGAUUAAAAAGGUUCCUGUUUUUGGUCAGAUGUCUUCAACUGCCAACGGGGCUUCUACCUCAGGAGCUGAUAGAAACCAAUUCUUUGAAGAGGAUUUGCUCCAGAAAGAGGAAGAUACUAAACAUCUCAAAGAGUUGUUCAAAGACAUCUCGCAUUUCCAUUCCCUCUGUGAUGUUCCAGAAUCCCUCAUAGAGAGAGUGGUCCAGCUGACAUGCACACCAUUUCUUAAAGGUGGAUACAGCAGUGGCUUGUGUUUCUUAUCUAGCCUCAGAGAUAGCCCCGAGUGUUGUGCUGGACAACCUAUCCAAAACCUAGAACAGUGUGUGGGUCAGUGCAGGUCAACAGGAAGGACGGCAGUGGGUCACACAGAAUCUUCAACAGAGAGGGAACAGGACAGCACUUUCCGGAUGCAGAGAGACCUAUGGUACAGAGAGGAGUGCUGUAUGAGACUUGAACAGUUCCCAGUGUCCGAGGAUAAUCCUACCAAUGAGGAUGACUUCAUGGGAGACCUUUCCUUCACAGACAACCGUCCAAAUGAUAGGGCUGAGUCUUCCCCACAACAUUCCUUCCUGCAUGAUGACUUCAGCCACGAGGAUGACAUCCUGGACAUUCCCACCUUGAGCAUCCUGUCUCCACCGCAUGCCUCUCUUGGACAAGCCUUCCACAAUGAUCAUGACGUCAGCUCUCAAGCUCUGUCCACCCUUGACCACGAUGAGGACAAGCCAGCCAGCCAUGAACCCUUUCCUUCUGAGUACGUCUUCAAGAGGGUGUGUGGACCUUCCUUCAGCAUGUCUUCAGAGUUCUGGCACAUCAAGAUUCCAACUCUUCCUUCACACAUGGUCCACUACAAAGUUGAGCCAGAUGGCCUCACUGAAAUAGUCAUUGGCUCUGGAUCUUUCGGGGAGGUGUAUGCAGCAAUACUGACGGUGUCCCCUGGCCAGAGUAGAGAUGUGGUGGUUAAACAACACUUUACAGACAGGACAACACAGGAGGCCGUCGCUAAUGAGGCAAAGAUCACCAUGUACCUUGAGUCCACAGGCUGUGUCCCCAUCUGUUAUGGACUAUUGAGUGAUGAGGAGGAUGGCUACAGCAUUGUGAUGGAGUAUGUUGGUUCUGGACAAACGCUCCAUAAUGUUAUGUGCGAGUCAGAUAUGCCAAGAUUACACUGGCUGAAUAUUGCGUGCCAGCUAGUCAGUGGACUGAAAAAAAUCCACAAGAAAGAUGUUCUCAUUAAUGACAUCAAGUCAGACAAUGUUCUAGUGGACAUGUCUGGAGAACUGCCCUCGGUCAAGUUCUGUGACAUGGGAACAGCAUCAUACAAAUCAGCGGUAACGUACAGAGGAGACAUGGAGAAUUGUGUCCAUCUCGCUCCAGAGGUAUGUGCUCAUGCUAAGACAACCCCCGCAUGUGACGUAUACAGUCUUGGAAGAGUACUGAAUAACAUACAUGGCGUCUCACACAUCUCAGCCUUGUUGUCACUUUCUGACAUGUGUAUGGCUGAGGAUCCCGCUGUCCGCCCCACUCUCUGGACUGUAAACCAGCGGCUGCAGGAGGAGUAUAUAAAUGAGGCCCUGUUCCCCACGCUAACUGUGCCGUCACAUGGCUACCUGGACUGCAGUGAUGAGGAACCAGAGGAAGAAUCUGCCGGAUCUGUACUCAAAGUUAACACACCUAUCAACAAAGACUUACCUACAGCUACAGGUCUUAGCUCCGCUGAAGUCAAUGGUGCUGUGUCAAGGGAUGGUCCACCUAGCAGAGGCAGCAAUAGAAGCAACAGGAGCGGCCAACAUGAACUAGGUACAUCAGUAGCUGAAGCUUAUCCGGAUGAGAUCCAGGACAUCUAUUCCAUUUCCAUUGAUCAUGUGCCACGUAUACACGUCUCCGUUUCGUCUGAAGGACACACUAUACCCAGAGUGAACAUGCCAAACGACAUCCUGUACUCUGCUGAGAUCACAGAUACAUCUGCUGGUGCUCCCAAGUCUGCACAAAAUAGAACUCAAACUCUGGUUAACAAUAUGGAUGCUUCUCCGUCCAAGUCUCUAAAAGAUGGAAGUCCAGGUGUGGUUAACAAUAGUGAUGCUGCUCCUUCAAAAUCUGUACAAAAUGGAAGUUUGGGUGUUGUCUCAAAAGGAACAAGUGAAAUUUCCGCUGCCUCUAUUUCACCAAAUGGAUCUUAUGGGUUCCACACACAAACUGUGCCUACAUCUCCGCCAUCUGUGACGACACCUACUCCUGCAUCACCCUGUGCAUCUUGCCACUUCCACACGACAUCGGCAUCCCUGGAACUGUUCUCUGCUGUUGUCUCGCCCAAGGUUUCCUCUGCCACGGAAACUCCCGAUGCUGCAUCUAGUGAACUUCAAACAUCCCCAAGCCAUAGUCUUGAUACUUCAUCCGACACGUUUGUUGAUGCUGCCGAGGAUCAGUCUCAUGCUGAUGCUAACUCUGAGGGUCGUCGUUGUGCUGCUGAUGUUAACGAGGCUCCUGUCGUUCCAGCCGUUGCUGCUGUAGACGUGAACCAAAAUUCCUCUAGCCUGGAAGCUCCUCACGUGGCGGCGUACCGCGCUCUGUGCCAGGCAGAGCUCGAGGUGUACAACAAGCACUGGGAGGACACACCCGUGUACGAGGGUUAUCUGCCCCUGGUCAUGUCAUUGUUAAUGCUUCCCCUUGGGAUCUUGGGAUUCACAUAGAUUUUUGAUGGGAUUGGCAACCAAUUGAAGGACAUGUUUUUAUUGGAGUAAAACUUACUAUUUUGAAAUGUAUACGUUUGAAUGAUGUUUUACUGGAUUUAUUACCCUAUAGCUUUGGGGAAGCAAUGACUGCUUCCCUUUAGAAUUCAUAAUAUUUUCAUAUGCAC
Haliotis rufescens (red abalone) is the source of this 2861-nucleotide messenger RNA. RefSeq lists its product as uncharacterized. The record is from RefSeq and is a predicted model, not a curated record. Gene Ontology annotation, molecular function: ATP binding; protein kinase activity. NCBI's taxonomy places the organism in Eukaryota, Metazoa, Mollusca, Gastropoda, Lepetellida, Haliotidae. The transcript is spliced from 3 exons. Gene Ontology annotation, biological process: protein phosphorylation; signal transduction. Gene Ontology annotation, cellular component: cytoplasm. Bases 37 to 2694 code for a protein of 885 amino acids.